This is a messenger RNA of Gopherus evgoodei (Goodes thornscrub tortoise), 1687 nucleotides long. RefSeq lists its product as uncharacterized. The transcript is spliced from 7 exons. The record is from RefSeq and is a predicted model, not a curated record. Lineage: Eukaryota; Metazoa; Chordata; Testudines; Testudinidae. The coding region runs from base 1 to 849 and encodes 282 amino acids. Gene Ontology annotation, cellular component: plasma membrane; secretory granule. Gene Ontology annotation, molecular function: syntaxin-3 binding. Gene Ontology annotation, biological process: neurotransmitter secretion; intracellular protein transport; vesicle-mediated transport.
AUGGGGAAGUCUCUGGGAGAAGAGGCCGUUCUGGUCAGCUUUCCCAGGCUGCUGUCAGGUAAGGCUGAGCCUGGCUGGGCUGUGGGGAGCAGAGCCCUGACAUCCCCCGACCCCCAGGGUGUAGGAGCCUCUGUGCCUGGGAGUGCAUGGCCAGGAUUCUGCCCUCUAUGGGGGAGGGGAUGCCCAAGAGCCUGCAACCCUGGACCCCUCUCACCAUGUCUCCCGCCCCCCAGCAGUCCCUCAACACAGCAGAACCCAGGAUGGAGGAAAGGGACUGGCCGCACUUUAGACAGCACCCCCAGCCCAGGGCAGGUGCCACGCUCCCCUACUCCCUCUUGCCUGCUUUGGGUCACCUGUCCCACUGCCUUGGGCAGGGCCUGCCCACCAGCCUCCUCCAGGCGUGGUGGGAAGUUUAUCGGUUCGGGGCACCCUGACCGGCUCCUUGCCCCUGUCCGGUGCCGCCCAGCCUGGGACAAGUCUCGCCCCUACAGCCCCUCUCCACUGCGUGUCUCCAGCUUCUCGGAGACCUGGUGGCCACCGUGCGGAGCUGUGGGAUGUGCUGCCGCCUGCAGUGCACCCCUGUUCCAGGGGCUCGAUUGGCUGACCAGCCCGCGGAGCAGGACCCAGGUGCUUCAGAUCCGGGUGGAGGGCCCCGACAAAGCCCGCUCUCAGCUGCUGAUUGUGGACCGGAGCUUCGACCUGGUGUCCCCACUGCUGCACGAGCUCACCUACCAGGCCAUGGCCUACGACCUGCUCAGCAUUGAGAGCGACACCUACAAGUACGAGACGACAGGGACCAGCGACUUGUGGGAGAAAGAGGCGCUGCUGGACGAAGACAACGAACUCUAGGUGCAGCUACGGCACAUGCACAUCGCUGACAUCUCCAAGUGAACACGCUCAGCUCUGCUCCUGACACGCCCCUGUAUGCCCUGCCCAUACCCUAGAUAUGCUCCCACGUGUGGCUGGGCUGCUGUGGCUGGCCCCAGGCAAGGCCUCUGCCCUCUAGGGGGCACUUUGCGCUGGAAGGGGCCAGGAUCUCACCACCAUCUCCCUCCAGCCAACAUUGAGGACCUGUCCCAGAUGCUGAAGAAGAUGCCCCAGUACCAGAACGAGCUGAACAAGGAAGGAGGUUUGCUGGGAAGAGAUGGGGUCUGUCUGUCAAGAAGGAGAAGAACAUCUUCGUUCACUGACUCACCAACCUUAUGAGAAGAGCUUAAAACUAAGUUCAGAGGGGGCAGGUGAAAAAAGGCACCAGGUGAAAAAAGCACAUACCUGGUCGGCAGCAGAUUAUGUGGUACGCUACAGUCACAUCGAUGUCAUAAUAGUGCUUGCACGAUCUGCCCUGGCUGUCCUGGACAUGACAGACUGAGAGACCAGUUGCCUCUCAGUACGGGAGCUCUUUGGAGAAAGGACUGUCUGGAGGAAGUGUUGAGGAAAGAUUCAAACAUGAAUACAUUUGUGACUGAGCAGGAGGUAACCGACAGAGGUGUUUAUAAUGAGGUUGUUUCCCUCUUGGCACAUAUGGAUGACCAAAAUAAGGACAAAAUUGCCCUCAGGAUUGCCUGUAUAGCUGAGACCAAGCUGGCUAGCGUUGUAACAGUUCUGCUAGAGAAACUGCAACUGGAUGAGGUAGGGCAGUUUCAUGAAAUUCCAUCCGCUUUCCAUGUGUCCACACCAAAUUCUGUCU